This is a messenger RNA of Pichia membranifaciens NRRL Y-2026, 1383 nucleotides long. RefSeq lists its product as hypothetical. NCBI's taxonomy places the organism in Eukaryota, Fungi, Ascomycota, Pichiomycetes, Pichiales, Pichiaceae. The transcript has a single exon. Gene Ontology annotation, biological process: regulation of DNA-templated transcription. The coding region runs from base 1 to 1383 and encodes 460 amino acids. The record is from RefSeq and is a predicted model, not a curated record. Gene Ontology annotation, molecular function: histone acetyltransferase activity.
AUGACGUCGGACUCUGAGCAGACGCUUGAUACGUUUGACGAUGCUGCUCUAGCCCCACCAGAAAGAGCAGAGUCGCCAUUAUUCAAAACGAAUAACAUCAUUCCAGGCUCGAAGGUGUUUGUCUUGAAGGACGAGAGAUACCGGCUUGCGGAAAUUCUGGCGUUUCAAGUACGUAAGAGCAGGCCAAAUUAUUAUGUGCAUUAUGUGGAGUUCAAUAAAAGAUUAGACGAAUGGAUCGACGAAGAUGCAAUAGAUUUUUACCGGCCUCUCACGCUGCCUAAAAAGCAGAAUAACAAAAAGGACCACAAGAAACAGAAGAAGAAGACUGCCGGCCAGAAAAGCAAUACCCCGGAUGUGGACCAGAAGAUGGUCAUCAAGAAGGAGGAAAAGGAUGAGGGUGUGAUGGACUUGGACAAUUUAAACGUCCAAGGUUUGGUCAGAGAGGGCGAGGAGCUGACACGAGAAGAGGAGAUAAAGAAAUUGAGAACAAGUGGUUCUAUGACACAGACGAAUGUCAGUGCGCUGGCUAAGAUCAGAAAUUUCAACAAGGUCAUCAUCGGAAAAUACGAAGUCGAACCGUGGUACUUCUCUCCAUAUCCGAUGGAGUACACGGAAGAAGGAUCGUUGUACAUUUGCGACUUUUCUCUCAACUUUUAUGCUUCCAAAAAGCAAUUUGAGCGGUUCAGAUCCAAGUGUACAUUGAAACACCCACCAGGGAACGAGAUAUACCGUGACGACUAUGUAUCCUUUUUCGAAAUCGAUGGACGAAAUCAGAGGACGUGGUGUAGAAACCUUUGUUUGUUAUGCAAACUCUUCCUUGAUCACAAAACAUUAUACUUCGACGUGGAUCCUUUCCUGUUCUACUGUAUGACCAGAAGAGAUGAAUUGGGCCAUCAUUUGGUUGGCUUUUUCUCCAAGGAGAAAGAGUGUGCCGAAGGAUACAACGUGGCGUGCAUCUUGACUCUUCCGCAAUACCAGCGGCAUGGUUAUGGUAAGUUGCUCAUUCAAUUCUCAUACGAACUUUCCAAAAAGGAAGGUAAAGUUGGAUCCCCGGAAAAACCUUUAUCGGACUUGGGAUUACUUUCGUAUAGAGCGUUUUGGGCUGAAACCAUAGCUGAGCUGCUUAUUGAAAAUAAGCCUGCCGAAAUAAGUGUGGAAGAAAUUUCACAGCAAACUUCGUUAACAACAACAGACAUUUUGCAUACGCUACAAACUAUGAACAUGCUUCGAUAUUACAAAGGACAGCACAUCAUUUGCAUCACAGAUCAGGUAUCCCAGGCUCAUGAUAAACUAAAAAAGAAGAAUAGACACAAAUUGGAUCCAAAUAAACUAAUAUGGAAGCCUCCUGUUUUUACAGCAUCCCAGCUAAGGUUUGGGUGGUAG